AUGAGUCGAAGAGCGAUGGUUUCGGCAGGUGUGAUCGGGUAUGAUGUCGACCGCCAUCCUAACGCGAGACGACAAGCUCAUCCCCGGGACGGCCCCGUUUACUCGGGCCUCUUCACCCCGCAGGGCAGAGUGCAGAACGAUCUCCUAGUGUACCCGCGGCCGGCCCAGGACGCCACCCAGGCGAACCCGGACUAUUUGGUCGAGGUGGACGGGAACGAGGCCGCCAAGUUGAUGAAGAGGUUCAAGUUUUACAAGCUUCGCGCCAAGUUUGCCAUGAGACUGGUCGAGCCGGACGAGCUCGCCGUCCAUCACCUAUGGGAUGAUGCGGGGACGCAGGCGAUCCACCGCUCUGGGGUACCGGUUGCUGGCCAAGGGGAUUCGCUGCCGGCCGUCGACCUGCAAGAAGUCAGCGAGGAUUCGUACCGGCUCCGAAGAUAUCUUUACGGCAUCGCGGAAGGCCAGGACGAGAUCCCGAUAGAGCACGCCCUCCCUCUUGAGUACAACAUGGAGCUCCUCGGCGGCAUCGACUUCAACAAGGGGUGUUAUGUCGGCCAGGAGCUGCAAGCACGCACAAAGUAUCUCGGCAUCGUUCACAAGAGGGUGCUUCCCUGCAUGCUCUACGACGGCCCAGCACCGCCCGAGGUUCUCGAAUAUAGGCCUGACGCCUCUGUCUCGGCUGCCGACGCGCCCGGAGACUCCUCGAUCAGUAGGAUCCUGAAGGAAGGCGAGAAGCCCAGCAGGCGAGAUAGGAAACCUGGCAAGUGGAUCGCCGGCGUCGGAAACAUCGGCCUUGCGGUAUGCCGGCUCUCGGUCAUGACAGACGUCGUCCCCCGCACCCCCAGAUAUGCCGGUAAAUUCUACCUUUACGCCGGCUACCGAAUUCAAGAUUGA
This is a messenger RNA of Parascedosporium putredinis, 891 nucleotides long. NCBI's taxonomy places the organism in Eukaryota, Fungi, Ascomycota, Sordariomycetes, Microascales, Microascaceae. The record is from the annotation of a GenBank genome assembly.